UCUAUUAUUUUGGAGGUUGACCCUUCAUAAAUUCUUCCUUAAAGGCAUGUGAUUCAUACGUACCAUAUAAGCAUGAGGAUCAUGUCUUUUAUGUCAAAAAAUUUCACUUUCACAUCUGGUAUUUUCUAUUAAUUUUGGGCAGGACUCACAAAUGAAGUCAGGAUCCAGGCAAGAUUCUUUUGAAGCUGAAGCAUCUCAGAAUGGUGGAACUAUGCAUGGUUCUCAGAAUGGAGGACCAAAUACACCUCCAAUGAUGGUGAACCAAACAAUGCCCAUCAUGCCAAUGGCAGCAGCAGGUGCUCCAUGUGUACCUGGUCCCACCACAAACUUAAAUAUUGGUAUGGACUACUGGGGUGCUGCAACUUCUUCCACUCUUCCUGCACUGCAUGGGAAGGCACCUCCUACUCCAGUUGCAGGAGGAAUGGUCACUGCUGGAUCACGGGACAGUGUUCAGUCACAGCUUUGGCUACAGGUUAAAGAGAGUAGGGAUUUGGGUCUCCCCCCAACAUCUCCUUUCUUUUCCACCCAUCCACUCUGGAUCACAAGAUGGCUUGCUUUUGAAGAAGAUAUCUUCCACUUUUCGUUUAACCACUAUAUGGUUGCAUGCAUAGUAGUAUAA
Messenger RNA from Camellia sinensis, 619 nucleotides. Lineage: Eukaryota; Viridiplantae; Streptophyta; Magnoliopsida; Ericales; Theaceae. The record is from RefSeq and is a predicted model, not a curated record.